AUGGGCCAAAUGAUCUCUGGCCUCGUGAAUAGUCUGCAAAACGAGGAGGAGAAGCAAAAGUUGGCUGACGAUGCACCCAACAUGAUGAUGGAGGUUGGAAAACGACAAGUCGAAGCGUUCAAACUGAAGAUCACAAACGGUAAUGUCGACACCAAGCAUAUACCUAUUGGUCAGAUUCUCUACGACGACUGGCAAGUCCGCUGCUCGAUUAGCAAAAACCCUGACGAUAUUGGCGCAAUCAUCAAAGAUUCGUAUUCUGCGUUUGCUAAAGGCGACAUGGCGGAUGGCAUUGGUGCUGUCGUCAACUCGGGCAUGGGUCUUCUUUUGGGUUCUUUCGAGGGCACUGUCGCUGUUGUCAUCUCCUCGGUGGAUCCAAAGACUGUCACCGACUCCUCGAUCCGGGUUCUAGUACAAAAUCAGUUUGGUACCUUGGGAAAAGACAAAGAGGAUGAGAUCCUCAAGAUCCUGCUUGACGCCAAGAAGGCUGCACUUUCUGGACCGGCUGUCUGA
Molecule: messenger RNA, 510 nt
Organism: Alternaria atra
Lineage: Eukaryota; Fungi; Ascomycota; Dothideomycetes; Pleosporales; Pleosporaceae
Exons: 3
Coding region: 1-510 (169 amino acids)
Source: RefSeq, a predicted model, not a curated record